AAUUUGCAGGACAGAGUAAAAACGUAAAACUGUAAAGAAAACAGACACUCUCUUGCUCUCCCGCAAAGCCAAACCAAAGCAUCCUACAAUCUCCCACCUUGACAGCUCGCACAAUCCGGAUCCAUCUGUUUGUAACCCUUCUAUUUUCUACAUUCUUAGGUCUGUCGCCUUAGUGUUGCCUCUCGCCUUGAUAACACUGAUUGCAAGUUAGAUCAAGACUUUGCUCUUGGCUUCUAAUAAGAAAGGAGAUAUUAAGGUGGGCAAUUAUGCUAGUUGCUAGACUUUCAAGAGUUGGCAUUCAGACUGUUAAACAGGGUGCAAGAGAAUUUAUGAGAACACCUUAUAGUCAAUGUCGACAAUCUUGGUUUGAAUUACAUCCUGAGCGGAAAGCGUUCCAAGGUACCUUAUUUCAGAAGCAUUAUCUGUUUUCUACCACAACUUCUGGCAGUGAUGUAGGGGUUGGAAGCGAAGGAAAUGACAUGAUAUCUGUAACAUUUGUGGAUAAGGAUGGAGAGGAAAAGCACAUUAAAGUUCCAGUUGGAAUGUCUAUGUUGGAAGCUGCUCAUGAAAAUGAUAUAGAACUUGAAGGAGGAUGCGAAGGCUCACUUGCUUGUUCAACAUGUCAUGUGAUUGUCAUUGAUGUGGAACAUUACAACAAAUUAGAAGACCCAACUGAUGAGGAGAAUGGCAUGUUGGAUUUGGCCUUUGGCCUCACAGAAACUUCUAGAUUGGGUUGUCAGGUGAUUGCAAGGCCUGAACUUGAUGGAAUUCAUUUGGUUAUUCCUGCUGCCACGAGAAAUUUUGCCGUUGAUGGGUUUGUUCCAAAACCUCACUAGCCAUGGAGCAACACUGGAACGUGUACGCCGAGUGUAAAGGAUGCAAUCAUAUCUCAGUUUUGAAGCUCACAUAUUGUACUUAACCAACGAGCAUCUCCAGUCCUAACCUAAUUUAUUGAUUUUGUCAUUGAUUAUUGCAUGCCCGGUGGUUCCAAUUUGUGGUCAUGGGGUAGCUUAAACUGGAUGGAGUGCUGGUUCCCCCCGGUUCUGAUUUUAGAUAGAUUUCAGUUUGGUUCGAGUCUAAAUUGAGGCAAUCCAACUGGUGAAAUCAUUUUCCACUUUUUAAUUCACAUUUUGAGUACGGUUCAGUUCAGGACUAGGGGCCCGAAAACCAGCCCCAUAAGCGGUUCAAGACGGAUUGCGGAGCUGAAUAGUGAACCGUUUUCGAGAUUCUAAUAUUGGCUUUGACUGGAUCAGUUGCAAACCAAUGCCAGAUUCAAACUGGACUUCUGGACUUUGGCUGCGUCUGAUUUUACAGAGUGAUGUUACAGAGUAGCAUGUACAACGGUCGUGUGUUAAUCAUUGAUUGUGGUGGGAUUUAUAUGAGACUCACUAUGGUUAAUGGUAUAAUAUAAUAGUUGCAUAUACAAUAGUUGUAUUAUAAAAUUUCUCUUACACUUUACCUAUUAUUUCCUUUCAUGCAUAUUGUGUAGGACUGGAAUAUAAAUUACAGUGAAUCCAAUCAAAACCGAAAGGUUAACAAUCGGGGCAGACAAAAAUUUGUGGAUGCUA
This is a messenger RNA of Manihot esculenta (cassava), 1568 nucleotides long. Its product is annotated as 2Fe-2S ferredoxin. Gene Ontology annotation, biological process: P450-containing electron transport chain. The transcript is spliced from 10 exons. Gene Ontology annotation, molecular function: 2 iron, 2 sulfur cluster binding. NCBI's taxonomy places the organism in Eukaryota, Viridiplantae, Streptophyta, Magnoliopsida, Malpighiales, Euphorbiaceae. Bases 267 to 836 code for a protein of 189 amino acids. The record is from RefSeq and is a predicted model, not a curated record. Gene Ontology annotation, cellular component: mitochondrion.